AUGCAGUCUCGUGCACAAAAAUAUUUGUUUAUCACAGUCUAACCUUAAAUAUUCCACAAUUAACUGGAAUUUCGUAUCAUUUCAUCAUCUCUCAUAUUAUCACUAUUACUAUGUGUAUACGGUGCAAACUCUAAGUACAAAAUGGUAAAGGUAGCAAAUUUGAAACUUGCUUUCGUCCAUCCGGAUUUGGGAAUCGGCGGCGCUGAACGACUGGUUGUGGAUGUUGCAGUUGCACUGAAAUCUCAAGGAGUACAAGUUCAAUUCCUAACAAAUCACUUUGACUCAUCGCAUGCUUUUGAUGAACUCAAAAAUGGACAACUGCCAGUGCAUGUCAUUGGCGAUUGGCUCCCAAGGCACAUAUUUGGAAUAUUCCAAGCAGUUUGUGCUUAUUUUAGAAUGUUAUACCUUUCUUUAGUGUAUUGUUUCUUCAUGAGGUUUGUGACCACAGACAAUCCAGAUGUUUACUUUGUGGAUCAAAUUCCAAUGGCUGUUCCUAUCCUCAAAUGGACUGGAAAAAGAGUGAUCUACUACUGUCAUCAUCCUGAUUUGUUGGCUAGUCCAGAAGGAGGUUCUUUAAGAAAAUUCUACAGAUAUCCACUAAACUGGUUAGAGGAAUAUGGAACAUCUAAAGCUGAUGUCAUCUUAGUCAACAGCAAGUAUACUAAAGAAAUAUUUCUAAAGACAUUCACUAAAAUUGCUAAAAACGAUCAAACUGGUCAAAACCUGCGCAUUCUGUAUCCUACAAUUGCGUCAUCGUUUUUGGAUGACAUACAAGUCGCCAAGAAGCGCCCCCUGCAUGAAAUCGCACCGGAAAUUGAAACUACCAAACCUGACGAUGUCGUUUUUCUGUCAAUCAACCGAUAUCACCCCGCUAAACAACUAGAACUCGCAAUUGAAGCCAUGGCAAAGUUACGCGAUAAACUUGCACCGGAAGAAUAUCACCGUGUUCAUCUCAUCAUGGCUGGUGGGUAUGAUCCGCAGUCGACCAUCAACGCCACCUACUUCCGAAAGUUGGUUAACCUCACGCACCAGCACGACUUGAUUGUCAAAGUUGUGUUCCUCAAGUCGCCGUCGGAUAAACUCAAAGCCGAGUUGUUGAAAACAGCGGAUGUGUUGAUCUAUACUCCGACUAAUGAACAUUUCGGCAUUGUGCCUUUGGAGGCGAUGGCUGCUAAGAAAGCUGUGAUUGCUUGUAAUAGUGGAGGACCUCGAGAAACGGUAGAUAGUCAAGUAACAGGUUAUUUAUGCGAACCGUCGGCGGACAAGAUGGCGGAGUGCAUGAAGAGGUGCCUCAAAAAGGAAGCUGUGAAGAAAAUGGGUGAGAAAGGUUGUCAAAGAUUGAAUCAGUUGUUUAGCUACGAGGUAUUCAAGAAGGAGUGCAUGCAGAUUGUUACGAAUUUAUACGAAGCUAAGUGAGGACGAGUGUUAUCCAGUUUUAGGUUUGGUAAGGUGCAUUUGUAAAGUUGCUAUUUUUAUAUCAUUAAAUGAAUAUUCCUGGUUUCCGUA
Messenger RNA from Dalotia coriaria, 1506 nucleotides. It is a transcript of the gene Alg2, whose product is annotated as alpha-1,3/1,6-mannosyltransferase Alg2. The record is from RefSeq and is a predicted model, not a curated record. Bases 142 to 1416 code for a protein of 424 amino acids. Gene Ontology annotation, cellular component: endomembrane system. NCBI's taxonomy places the organism in Eukaryota, Metazoa, Arthropoda, Insecta, Coleoptera, Staphylinidae. The transcript has 2 exons. Gene Ontology annotation, molecular function: alpha-1,3-mannosyltransferase activity; GDP-Man:Man(1)GlcNAc(2)-PP-Dol alpha-1,3-mannosyltransferase activity.